This is a messenger RNA of Gallus gallus (chicken), 1070 nucleotides long. RefSeq names its product ubiquitin conjugating enzyme E2 T (gene UBE2T). The transcript is spliced from 8 exons. The record is from RefSeq and is a predicted model, not a curated record. Bases 287 to 901 code for a protein of 204 amino acids. Lineage: Eukaryota; Metazoa; Chordata; Aves; Galliformes; Phasianidae.
GGGUGCGCGCUGAGGUGGGCGGGGCUGAGGGUGUGAGAGGGUCCUGGGGAGGGUGAGUGGGGGGAGUGGGGGGCGGUUCUUGUUUGUCGGGGGUCGUUCGGUGUGGUGGUGGGUUGGGGGAGGCCUUGGGCGCGGGUGGGGUUACGUCAUGGGCAGCAGUUAUGGAGGGGUCGGCCGCUGAGGUGGGCCUCUGUGUGAGCUGCGCUGGAGGAAAGGCUUUGGGAGGGGGGGUGAAGCCAAGGAACCCCCUGCGGGGGCAGCUGAAGAAGAGCCUCAUAUCCACGGCAUGCAGAGAGCAUCGCGGCUCAGCAGGGAGCUCACAAUGCUGAGCACGGAGCCGCCGCCCGGCAUCAGCUGCUGGCAGAGCGGAGCGCGGCUGGAUGAGCUGCGGGCACAAAUUAUCGGAGCUGCAGAUACACCCUAUGAGAAAGGGAUAUUCGACCUGGAGAUAGUGGUUCCUGAAAGCCUCCCCAUGAAGAACGCUGUUAUCUGUAGGUACCCAUUUGAGCCCCCGAAGAUUCGAUUUCUGACCCCUAUUUAUCAUCCUAACAUCGACUCUGCUGGAAGGAUUUGUCUGGAUGUUCUUAAGUUACCACCAAAGGGCGCGUGGAGGCCCUCCUUGAACAUCUCCACACUGCUGACCUCCAUACAGCUGCUGAUGGUGGAGCCCAACCCCGAUGACCCCCUCAUGGCAGACAUAUCCUCAGAGUACAAGUACAACAAGCAACUGUUCUUGAUAAAUGCCAAAGAGUGGACUGAGAAAUACGCAAGCCAACAGAAGAGGGCUUUGGAGGAGAAAACAAACCAGAAUGAAACAAAAACCACCAAUGGAUCUGUCACACAAAAAAGAAAAGGGAGCACCAUCGGCAAGGAGGAGAAGAAAUCUCGCCUGGACCCCUAAGUGACUUUUGUUCCUGAUGUGGCUGUCAGCUCUGCUCUGUGUCCUUUUUUCUUUACAUGGUAAAUAUCUUAAUAUGUAAUAGUAGCAGGCUUUAUUAUUUCUGUUUCCUAGGAGUUGGUUUGUUUGUUUGUUGAGAAGUUAUAUAAAUAAAAUAUAAAGCUUUAAUUUA